AUGAGAAUGAUAUUAGAGCGUGCCGCAAAGGUGUCUCAGCUGGUCUACAACUCGGUAGAAGAACCGGUCAUCGACGGAGACCGACUCAACAGUCGGAUCAUCUCGGCAACCAUCGGGCACCUGGUGCUGAAGGACCUGUCCGACCCGGUCAAACUGGUCUUCACACAUGUGCAGCAUGGAGACAACCCCGAGUGUGUGUGGUGGGACAUGAAGUCUAACGGCGGGAUGGGCGGCUGGUCGUCUGAAGGCUGCUGGGUGGACGUGACAGAGAACGGACAGACGGACUGUUACUGUGACCAUCUCACCAACUUCGCACUGCUCAUGGACGUAUACGGUACAUCUGCACGAGUGUCCAAGGGUCACCAGACGGCGCUGUCUGUCAUCUCUUAUAUCGGCUGCGGCGUGUCUCUCAUCGGGAUCUUCCUCAGUCUGCUGACGUUUGGGAUGUUCAAGAAAGUUCGCCGUGAGACUCCUACAAAGAUCCUGAUUAACCUUUGUGUGGCGCUGUUUAUGGUGAACGCCCUGUUCGUCACGCUCACAUCUAUCCACGACCUGGGCAUAGACGAGCUGUGCAUGAGCUUCGCAGUAUUGAUGCAUUACUUCCUGCUGGCCGCUAUGAUGUGGAUGGGUCUGGAAGCCCUGAAUAUGUACAUCGCACUGGUCAAGGUCUUCAACACCUACUACAAACGCUUCAUGUUCAAGCUAGCCCUCGCUGGAUGGGGGAUACCAGCCAUUGUAGUAGGGAUCACCCUAGGCAUCGACCACAAGAGCUAUGGACCCUACGAGGGCAUUUGCUGGCUGUCCCGCUAUGCCUUCCUGGGAGCGUUCCUCGCUCCGGCACUCUUCAUCAUCAUCGUCAACUUCAUCAUCUUCACCAUGGUCAUCCGGACUAUCGUGGGGCUGGAGGACCAGAAGAAACUCAAGAAAUCGACCAAGACCGACACGGCCACUAAGCUGAAGGGAGCCGUAGGACUGUCCAUACUGCUGGGGCUGACCUGGGCACUGGCUAUCUUUGCUAUCCGGGAGGCAAACGUCGUCAUCAACUACCUGUUCGCCAUCUUCAACUCUCUACAGGGUCUGUUUAUCUUCAUCUUCCACUGCGUGAUGAAGAAAGACGUCCAGAACAACUGGAGGAGGAUGAUCCCCUGCUGCCCCAACCCUCCCCCGGGUAGUACAGUAUACGUUCAAACAGCACCAAAACGAAAUCAAAUGCUCUGGACUCCCUCCGCAAUCUCCAUUGAUGUGAAGAGCACGGAUUGUCCCUCCUCACGAAAUAACUCACCCUGGCCAGUGUUCGAAGCCUGGAGUACGCGUAGCCACAUGAGGGCCAACAGGACAAGGAGCUCUCCGGUCAGCAACGGAUCCAUGGUUCGCAAGUUCUCACAAAGUGAGUCGACCACCAGCCUGGCUAAAGACAAGCGGGAGAUUGCGGAGACUGGUCUGUAUAACGAAGCCUACCAGUACGCGCCUGAGGCUUUUAACCCACUGGCGCGAAUCUAAAAGCUAACCAUAUAAGACACGGGGUGUCCCAAACCGACAAUGUUUGUGAUAAAGGGUCGGCAUUUGUUCGGGGCUACAAUUAACUCCAAAUUAACUCAAUUUGUAAUUAGAUUCAUAUAAAAAUGUUGUCUUGACCUAGAUCCGGUCAAACUGCUCCCGAACGUCAGCCAACCUUGAAAUCGACGUAACAUUUAUGAAAUAGAGUUUGUUGCCGAAUCUUAUGUGUGUGCCACACUGUACAUGUUACAUGUUACAUGGAAAGCUGGUUAUUCCUUGUAAAGAUAUGGAGUCGUUUGCUUCAUAGGAAGAGAGAUUUAAUUGUACAGAAUUGAAGAAUUGGCAGUUAUAUAAUCAAGAAUGCUCUUAAAUGUAA
Molecule: messenger RNA, 1873 nt
Organism: Branchiostoma belcheri (Belcher's lancelet)
Lineage: Eukaryota; Metazoa; Chordata; Leptocardii; Amphioxiformes; Branchiostomatidae
Product: adhesion G-protein coupled receptor G6-like
Exons: 13
Coding region: 1-1500 (499 amino acids)
Biological process (GO): adenylate cyclase-activating G protein-coupled receptor signaling pathway; cell surface receptor signaling pathway
Cellular component (GO): membrane
Molecular function (GO): G protein-coupled receptor activity
Source: RefSeq, a predicted model, not a curated record